GGUGGCUGCCUGCGCGUUUCUGGCGGGAAUUCUCUCCGGUCUGGUCGCGGUCUGAUAAUUAGGGUAGUGGUGGGGAGGGGGAGACGCCUAGCCGCUCGCAGAGCCUAGGCGUCGACUUGCGGCGUGAAGGGGAGCGGCCGGCGAGCCCUCAGUGUUGCGACCCGCCACCUCUUAGAUGUGCGUCACGGACGCGGGAAGGGGCCUACGGGUGUCUCAGACCCUGCCUGUGGGAGCACAGCCAUCCGCGGCUGUCUCCUCAGACCCUGCCUGUCUCCUCAGCCGUUUCCUGGGACCCUCCUCUAUCUGUGCACAGACCCUUCCGGGAAUUGCUCUGCACACCCCUAUCUGAGUGCACAACCCAUUCACUUUCCCUUGUCUCUCCGGACCCUUAUCUGUGGGUACACAGCCUUUUUAUGGCUCAUGCGCGGUCUUGGUGAAGCUGUGUUAAGGGUUCUUGUCUUCGAACAACAGCCGUCCUUCCAUUUUGGAGGCUUUAGCACCCACUUCCUGUGUCUGGGGGAUGAGCCUCACCACCAGAGAGGCAGGUUGGUAAUCACGAAUGUGAUCCUGAUAUUCACACCCCAAAGCCUCAUUUCUUCUCUCUUCCAUUUGGCCUUGCUGGAUUUAGGGAGCCACAGCCCUCAUCAUAGAUGCUAGUUAUCCUGGGUACCAGGCCGACAGGACCCAUUCUACAAAGUAUUGAACUAUGAUGUGAAAUGGGAGGCAUUGGUUUGCCUCUUUAUAUAUUUACUUCAUCAUUUCCUUUUUUUCCUGACGUGUGUAAUGAAUGCUGCUCACUUUACCAGCCAAUGGGAGGACUAUAACAAAUUGACUCAGACCAAUGUGAUAAAAUUUUAAACAGAAUCAUGCAUGUAGCCCUCAAACCCUUUAUUGUGCUGGUUUGAUUUUGAUGUCCCGUGUAAUUUCAUAAGAUUGUGAGCUCCUUGGGAACAGAGACUACAUUUAUUUCUUCUGGUAGCAACGCUGCACCAGAACAUGUGCUGGCUUUUUGAUAAAUGUUCAGUAACUCUUUGAUUUAUAAGAUUUCCUUUCCACCAUAUAAAAGAAAACAUAGGGUUGGGGCUUUACAAAUUUCAUGAGUUAAUUCCUCUUAGUAGGAUUUUCAAAAAUAGCAUUGGAUUUGUACUUCAAAUCUGAGCUAAGUAGCUAUCAUCUUCCUACAUGUAGAGCAAGUAGGUGACUUCUAUGUUGGUUUCUUGAUUAUAAAAAGAAAGUAUUUCUUCUGAUAAGAGAUUCAAGUAGCAUCAAUACAGUACCUUCUUUUGCCUGUAAAGUGACUUUGAAAGAAAGAUGCAAAUAUGAAUUAAUAUUCUUUGGCAGACAUCAAAGUUAAUAUGUGCAUCUUACAUAAUAAUGAUUAAACACAUGAUAGUAUUGACCUUCAUUCACUUAUUUGAUGCUUUCUGGUGGAGUCUUUGUUUUUCUCUUUGCCUGAAGAUAGGAUAUCUUAAUAAAAUCCUCAUUUGAAUUUUUCAAUUCAGCAUAAACAAAACUUCAUCCAUUCGCAUGGAUUCUUUUUUGGGAGAAUUCUGAACAAGGAGCAGUCUUACCCAUGUACUUGACAACAUUUUCUCACUUUUCUCCACAAGAUCACUCACCUUUUUCCUCUGCCAUUCUUCCCUCCACAGAUAAUUUAGUAAAGAUACCCAUAGUUUAAAAAGAAGACCUAUCCACAUUCAAAAUCUCCCUUUUGAUAACAGGUUUAUUUUACCUUAUUGAUGGAAAUGACUCUUUUUAAAUAAGACAGAAGCCUUGGCAAAUGAACAAUUGGCCAAAUGAAGCUUUAUUAACUUAAAUAAAAUCUACCUUCUAAAAUGGUCAAAGUUUCUGAUUUUCCGUGGAAAUUUUUACUUUGGACCUCGCCAAGGUUUCUUCUUUUAAAUUUUGGUUUUGAUGUCGUCAAAGAAAUGUUAGAGGGAAGUCUGCAGCUUUCCAUCUCUUUUGCACAUUUUUUUCUUGCCUAAUUGAUAAUUUUCAAAAAUUUCUGACUUAACCCAUGUGCACUUAAAUUCAGUUACAUAAUUUUUAGAAAGCAUGUUUGUUAAUGACCACCAGCUUGAUGAUUAUUUUCCAAAACUAAAAUUUAGCAUGAAUAAGAAAUAAAAUACUACUUCAAAUUGUUAAUUUUUACUACCUGUACACAUGAUAUUACCAGCAGUCAUUGUGUAGCCCUGGACGGGGGAAUCAGGAGACCAAGUUUCUAAUCCCUGCUCUGACACUAGCAAGCUUUAUGAUCUUUGAAGCUUAAGUGAAAAUGGUACAUGUUAGAAGACACCAAACAAGGAAAAAUUCUAAAACCCAAGUAUCUGAGCAAAAAUCUCGAGUUGAUUGGCGUCGGACUAAAAGAAGUAUCUCACAGUUAUUUGAUAGUGAUGAAGAGCUUGAUAGUAAUGAGGAACUUGACAGCGAUGAAAAACAUGGUAGUGGGGAAAGUAUUGACAGUGAUGAAGAGCUUGAUAUUAGCACGAAGCCUGAUAUUAAUGAACUACCAGAAAAGGAAACAGAGCUUAAAUUAAACAAAGUUGAAAGUCAGGGAAGCAACAGUAAACAUCUUACGAACACCAGCAAUAGUUCAGCAGAUGAAGAAGAAAUGAAGAAAACCGAGCAUAAUGACUUACCAGAUGAUGAAGCUCUCUCAGGUCAAGCAGAGGGUCAUCACAACAGACCCACUGGACAAAUCCUAGAGGAGGAUAUGGAAGAUGAAUGCAUCAAGCCAGGGAAAAGAAAAAGGCUGUCCUCUGUGAUGUAUGACAGUGAUGAGAGCGAUAACAGUGAUAUCCUAGUUAGAAAAGCAAGUGCUAAACACCCACGCAGGGUGGUCGAAGAUGAAUGUUCUUCAUUAGAAAUGGAACAAGAAACUCCUGAGAAAUCAGCAGCUGCUCGAAAGCGAGAAUACCGGCAGAAGCUACAGGAACUCUCGGAAAGAUCACGCCAGAGACAGAGACACAAUAGUGGUAGAAAUUUGGAGGACUCCGAAAGGGACUCUUGUUCCAGCACUGAUAAUGAGGAUGAGGACGAGGAUGAUUAUAGAUAUGAUGAAAAUGGAGAUGAUUACAUGAUUGAUGAUUUUGUAGUGGAAGAUGAAGAAGGCGAAGGCAAUGAAGAGAAUAAAAAUCAACAAGGAGAAAAUCUGACUACAUCACAACUGAAAUUAGUAAAACAGAAUUCUCUUUAUUCUUUUAGUGACCAUUAUACUCACUUUGAAAGAGUUGUGAAGGCUCUUCUGAUCAAUGCUAUUGAUGGAUCUUUUCUGGAAACUUUGUAUGAUGGCACCAGGAAGAAAUCCUAUGCACAAGAUAUGUUGACGUCUCUUCAUUAUUUGGAUAAUCGCUUUAUUCAACCUCGUCUAGAGAGUUUAUUCUCUAGAAGUCGAUGGAAAGAGCAAUAUAAGGAGCGGGUUGAAAGCUACUCUAAUUUAAGCAUCCUUUCAAAGAGCCCUGAGGACUGUGGAUGCCAGGCUUGUGGGCUGCAUCGCCACUGUAAAUUCUCAGUGCAUCUCUCGGGAAAGUGGUACAACACCAGGACAAUGGAAACAGAUGACUUCAUGUCACAUGAUAAGCAGGUGUUUAUUGUUGGCAGAAUUUGUGCCGAACGCACCAGAAUUUAUCAUAAACUAAAGCAUUUUAAAUUCAAACUGUACCAAGAUUGUUGCUCCAUUGCAAAAACAGAAGAGGUUGGAGAUGAACAGGUUAAAGAUACAGUAAAGCGAGUCUUCAGUCAUUCAAAAGAAAGUGGCUGGAUUAGAAAGGUCACCUCAACUAGCCAUGAUUUCUCUUCUGACCCUUACAGCAGUGGUGCUGAUUUCUUGAGUGUCUCAUCUGAGGGACCAGGAAAGUGUCUUUUAAACAUCCUACCUUCACCAGUCAAUAGUAGGAAACUGUUCACAUACAUAUGCCUAUGUUCUACAAACAUCUGUUGGAUUAACUAUUGAACUAUAUUUAUGCUAUGAUUUCCAAUUAUAACUUCUAAGAGAAAUAUGAUCAACUGCAGGAGUAUCUCAAUUCUGCGGAUUAUUUUCAAGAUGAGAAGUUUGAAUUAUAGCAUGCUUCCUUCAGAGAAGAUUUUAUAAAUUUCUGUAAAUGUAAAGAUCAUGAGAUUUGUUUCUCUGUGUUAUAUAUCAUUGGUUGUAUAUUCUGUGUGUGUCUUUGUGGCAAAAUAUCUUGUGUAUAUGAAAUGCCACAGUGAAGCCUAAUAACAGUUUCAUAGAUUUACAUGGAGAACAUCAGCUUUGUGGUUCAAAAAGUCCCUCAGUGUAUUUUAGUCAUGUAGUGAUGCUUUUCUCACACAUGACCAGCAGUUGAAUGUGCUAUCAUGUCAUGUCAAUUCAGUAGAAAUAGGCUGUGUUACAACAUGUUUGGACUGACUUAAAGAUGGCUCAGUCAAUAUAGCACUUGCCUUAUGAACACAAGGACCUGAGUUUAGUCUCCCAAACCAUAUUUAAAAUAAAAGCUUGACAUGAUGGAAUGUACUUGUAAUCCCCAGGCUGGGAGGCAAAGAUGAGGCAGAUACUUGAGGCUGUUGGCAAGGCAACCAGACUACUCAUCAAUGAGAGACCCUGUCUCAAAAAACAAAAAUGUGUGGUGCUUAUAAAUGACACCCAAGGCUAUCCUCUGAGCUCAACAUGUAUGCAGACACAAAUGUUCAUGUGCCCACACAUUUGUACAACCACACAUGUACCUUCACAUCCACAGUAUAUAUGCAUGUAUAUAUACUUACAUAGUUAGACUCAUAUAUAUAUUUAUAUAUAUAUAUAUAUAUAUAUGUAUAUGUAUGUAUGUAUGUAUGUAUUCUUGUACCCCUUGGCAAUAUUAAGUAAUCUUCAGUAAUAAAUGUCUAGUUAAUGUUUCCUCAAUCAGUGAGUCAUGGAAGAAGCUUCAAAACACCAUGAAUUCAAUAUCCUAACCUCAGAAUGAGACCAUAGCUUAUCUAUUCCAGGUUGAGAAAUGUUCCUUCUGCUCAAGUUUCCCUAAUAAAAAGAUGGAUUGUCCCAGAGUCUUUCAAGUCUCAUGUUUAGGAAGAACUUCUUGAUAUAUAUUUUUUAAUUCUGUAAAAUGUUCUUUCUUGUUUCUGUACAGUUUUAUCUGCACUAUAUUAAAGAUUAAGAUGUAUUAUGAUUUUUAAUCAUAACUCUCUCUGUGUGUAUGUAUACAUACACAUUAGAUAGAUAGAUAGAUAGAUAGAUAGAUAGAUAGAUAGAUAGAUAGAUAGAUAUAGAUAUAGAUAUAGAUAUAAACUCUAUCUGAAGAUCUCACGGCAAGUUUAGCUAAAAAUACUUUGAAGGCUUAUUUUUGUGCCUCCAUUACUUUGCACAUCCUAAUUUUUCCAUAAUGCAAUAAAGUAAAAUGGUUUCAGAAUCUAAA
This is a messenger RNA of Mastomys coucha (southern multimammate mouse), 5381 nucleotides long. It is a transcript of the gene Ccdc82, whose product is annotated as coiled-coil domain containing 82. The transcript is spliced from 9 exons. The record is from RefSeq and is a predicted model, not a curated record. Lineage: Eukaryota; Metazoa; Chordata; Mammalia; Rodentia; Muridae. The coding region runs from base 2276 to 3952 and encodes 558 amino acids. Gene Ontology annotation, cellular component: nucleus.